AUGUACGAAUAUGUUUCGCCGGACAAACAGGACCCAGUUCACUUGGAAUGGAUGAAAGAGGCGCUGGCCAUGGCUGAGGAAGCAAUGGAGGCCCGCGAAGUACCAGUCGGCUGCGUUUUUGUUCGUGAUGGACGAAUCAUAGCGCGCGCGCGAAACCGAACCAACGAACUCAGAAACGCAACUCGACAUGCUGAAUUAGAAGCUAUCGAUGAAAUAUUUGCCUCUCCUGCGCUGACACCAACGCCGAUCCCUCGGCAUCCCCUUUCUCAAACGGACUUAUAUGUCACCGUUGAACCUUGCAUCAUGUGUGCAAGUGCAUUGCGCCAGCUUGGACUUCGUGCGACUUAUUUUGGCGCCGCAAAUGAGCGCUUCGGGGGAUGUGGAAGUGUUUUGGAUGUAAACGAGCGCCCAAGUGCUGCCCACCCAUCCUACCCAGCAUCAUUUGGAUAUCUGCGGGAGGAAUGCAUUAUGAUUCUUCGGAGAUUCUAUAUGACAGAAAACUCAAAUGCUCCGGUUCCCAAAACAAAGGCUAGGCGGGUGCUCAAAACAUCGAUAUCGGACCCAGCAUCAAUGAAAUAA
Messenger RNA from Rhizoctonia solani, 579 nucleotides. RefSeq names its product deoxycytidylate deaminase (dCMP deaminase). The coding region runs from base 1 to 579 and encodes 192 amino acids. Gene Ontology annotation, molecular function: tRNA-specific adenosine-34 deaminase activity; zinc ion binding. Gene Ontology annotation, biological process: tRNA wobble adenosine to inosine editing. Gene Ontology annotation, cellular component: cytoplasm; nucleus. Lineage: Eukaryota; Fungi; Basidiomycota; Agaricomycetes; Cantharellales; Ceratobasidiaceae. The record is from RefSeq and is a predicted model, not a curated record. The transcript has 5 exons.